This is a messenger RNA of Spodoptera littoralis (African cotton leafworm), 1365 nucleotides long. The record is from the annotation of a GenBank genome assembly. NCBI's taxonomy places the organism in Eukaryota, Metazoa, Arthropoda, Insecta, Lepidoptera, Noctuidae.
AUGCACACGCUCAACGUGUUGUUGCUGGCGGCCGCCGCGGCGUGUGCUGUACCUCGCCCUCUGGGCCCGUCAGCUGCGCCAGCUCUGUCGCAGCUGCCGCACCGCAUAGGUUGGCAGCCGCGGCCUUUCCGCAGCGACUACAUCCUGCCUCGUAUGCUGUUACCCAACCCAUUACUUCGAUAUGAAGAAACCCCUCGCGCUGUCGUCCCUACCGAACAAGAUUGGCUGAGUAAGGAAAUAGAUCGCAUCAACCAAAUGGACGAUGAUGAAGAGUUAACCCCAUUUGUAGAGGAAUUUUCUCGAUGGAUGGCUCGGGAUCCUUACGUUCCCUUAAAAUAUGGACAAGAAGCUGUUCGAGAACCUGCUGAACCUGCUUAUGUGCCGGAGACCAUGACGCCUACUCCAGAGGAGAUACGCCCCGUGCCACCACCAAGGGAAAUCGUGUCACCUGAACCUAUCUCAGCACCUCAAGUGGAAGCCCGGAACCAAGUGUCGUCGACGGUGGCACCUGCAAAAACUGAAAAUGAAGAAAAUAAAAAGACGUUCGCACUGACACCUCUCGAUAAGGAAUACUACGAACCCGAAGAGAAAACGGAUACACAAAAAUCGGAUGGACCUCAUGAAGGUGGUGAAUCGCCAGCUCCGCAAGCGAUGAGCUUGGUGGCGUUCCAGCCUCCACGUCCGAUACGGCAGAACCCGAACCUGGGUAGAACGAAGAACCUGGUCGCUGAGAACUUGGACCGCCUUCGAGUUGGCGUGGCAAAUAAGGACUACCGUAUCCCUGUCUCCUUACUGCCAACCAACCUGCGCUGGUUGAGAAUAAAUCCUACUGAUGUGCCUGAGACAAGCACCCAAGAGAAUCCUGAUGGCACCGAUAAACCUCGUCACAUCCAUGUGCUGGAGUCUGCUUCGGACCCAGCUGACUCGAUCUACGGUAUCGCUCUAAUUGCUGCUGUCGGCACCGCUCUUACUAUGGCUAUUAUCGGAUUUGCAUUCGGCUGGUACACACUAAGUAAGAAAGCUAAAGCUGCCGCUGACGUGGACUACCCUGCAUACGGAGUGACUGGACCUAACAUUGAUACCUCUGGCGACAGGAAACUUGCUCAUUCGGCCCACAUGUACCACUACCAGCAUCAGAAACAGCAAAUAAUAGCUAUGGAAAGAAAUGGCUGCGAACACCGCAAUGGAUCUGUGUCUGACCCCGAAUCUGAGGAAGAGAAUGAAGAAGGAGAUUACACCGUCUAUGAAUGCCCUGGCUUUGCCACGACGGGUGAAAUGGAAGUGAAGAAUCCUCUGUUCUCCGAGGACCCGACCCCGGCUACACCCGGCAAGUGCGAGAUUGUGAAACCUCAGCCCAAAGAUUAA